CCAAGAGCACGCUCAGGAUGGAUUCUUUGAAGGACGCGGCGGCGAAAGUCGGCGACAAGGUUUCUAAUGCUACGUCGACGGACAAGUCGAAUUCUGCUGGGGAAGGGGAUGCCCAUCAGAAGACAACGGGAUUUGGCAAGUCUGACAGUGUGGAUACAGCAGGCAGACCGGACGUCACCGACACUUACGGUACUCACCCGAAAGAGAAGGCUGCAAGUCUUGUGUCAAAUUUAGAGAAGCUUGGUGGUAAGCCAGUCGCCAAUUAGUUACCUGUACAUGCAGUACGAGUUUAUCACUAGAUCAGUUGCUUGUGAAUACAUUGCAGUAGAGAAUCUGAUUAGGGUUCUGAUAGUCGUGCAAUUCGAUCGUUGUCUCCCAAAUUUAGGAUUCCAAGUCUGGCUGUUACUUAUCUGUCAGGAUAAACCAGGACCUUGUAGAAGUCAUUUCUGUGUAAUUUUAUGGUCUUCUCUAUAUUUUACUUUGAAAUUACAGAUCCAAUUCUUUC
Messenger RNA from Marchantia polymorpha subsp. ruderalis, 505 nucleotides. The record is from the annotation of a GenBank genome assembly. Lineage: Eukaryota; Viridiplantae; Streptophyta; Marchantiopsida; Marchantiales; Marchantiaceae.